AUGCCUUUGGCUAGAGAUUUAGUACAUCCAUCCUUGAGAGAGGAAAAGAAAAAACACAGAAGUAAGCAGCUACUUCAAAGUCCAAAUCCUCAUUUUACGGAUGUAAAAUGUCCAGGCUGUUACCAGAGUGCCACGGCCUUCAGCCACGCUCAGACGGCGGUUCUUUGUGCAGGUGAUUCAGUGGCAUUGUGCCAGCCAAUGGGAGGGAAGGUUAGAGACUCAGAAUGGUGUUCAUUUAGAGAAAGGAACACUCAUGAUCCACACAAGCCUCCUCAACUUGUAUUUGAGUCAGGGAGCAACGUCUCCAAUGCUUCUUUAUUGGUCAUUCUUGACAUACAGCAUGCGGAUAGGCACGACUAA
Artibeus jamaicensis (Jamaican fruit-eating bat) is the source of this 360-nucleotide messenger RNA. Its product is annotated as 40S ribosomal protein S27-like. Gene Ontology annotation, biological process: translation; ribosomal small subunit assembly. The coding region runs from base 1 to 360 and encodes 119 amino acids. The record is from RefSeq and is a predicted model, not a curated record. Gene Ontology annotation, cellular component: cytosolic small ribosomal subunit; ribosome. The transcript has a single exon. Gene Ontology annotation, molecular function: structural constituent of ribosome; RNA binding. Lineage: Eukaryota; Metazoa; Chordata; Mammalia; Chiroptera; Phyllostomidae.